Agrilus planipennis (emerald ash borer) is the source of this 9459-nucleotide messenger RNA. RefSeq lists its product as uncharacterized. The record is from RefSeq and is a predicted model, not a curated record. Bases 187 to 8913 code for a protein of 2908 amino acids. NCBI's taxonomy places the organism in Eukaryota, Metazoa, Arthropoda, Insecta, Coleoptera, Buprestidae. The transcript has 10 exons.
AUAUGGCGUUUCGUAAAGGGGCUAACAAACUCGGACAUAAAGCAAAUAAUAUAAACAACGAAAUUGAUAAAAGCAUCGUAAAUGCCUAUAAGAAAAUCCGAUGUCCGUGAAGUGUGAUCCUGGAAGCAUGAAGUACUAUGCAUAGGUGUAUUUUAGAAUAUUAGUGUCCCAUGGUUAAUUGUUUGUAUGCUUUAUGGUCGCCCAGCUAGCUACAAAAUGAAUACACUAACGGCUGGAGAUAAAUGUGUUUUUCAGAAAUUUAAAAAAUCUGAAGAAAUUCUUAAUAGCGGCUCACCAUUCACGGAAAAAAUCCCAUGCCUCAUUGAAGUAUGGAAACAAGCCCGACUAUAUUCUGUGGAGCCUCAGAAAAAUUAUGUAAUUCAUUUAAUGGAUUGGCUUAAACGCCAUACAUUGAAUAUUAUUUUGACAGGAGACUGGAAAAAAUAUAAAGAUAUUUAUGAAGACGUUCUUAUAAACGAAGUUGCACACUGUGAGUUGGCUUUUAAAAGGUACAAUCCAAAUUUUUCAUUAAGGUGCAAAAAAUUAGCCGAAAUUAUAAGAGAUCCGUGGGGGAACAAUGUGUUACACAGAUUACUCAAUCGUUCAGAUAUUGUAAUUACCCAAGAAGAGCUCGAGUUUUUCGCAAUUGAAACAGGAUAUAUAAUUUCGAUGAGACUUAAAAUGCUAUGUGAAUCCCAUUGUGAAGACUUGGCUCUUAAUUUAGCUACAACCUGUCUGCAGUGCUAUAAAGUUGCCGAGGAGCAAAAUUUCAAUAUUAACGCAACAGAGGAUCAAAAGCGUUUCAUUUUAGAUACGUACAUAGCCCUCCUUUUUAAAUUCAAAAAAACAUCUACUAUUAUUGUUAUUCUGAAAACAUUGCCGCUUCAGCAGGGUUUGGAUUUAGUUAAGCGUUUUUCGAAUAAGCGAAUUAGCAUUUCGAAAAUUUGGAGAUAUUCUAAAAAAAUAACACAUUUAGCUGCUCAAGUUUAUAUAACAGCUGCUGUUUUAAAACCCCCGGAAGAUAGUUUAGAAAUAUUAAAACAACUUUUAACUGUCUGGUUAUCUUUGGAUGUUAACAGCGAGGAAUCUUUAACUCAGGCAAUUCGUCGUAUUUUGCAAGCCGCCGACUCUGCAGUACACAUGUAUAUAUUUUGUGAACUAAUCCACAACAAGUUUCAGAUUACAAUGAAGCCAUUCACGAUAGAGCUUUUUAUUCGUGCAUUAACAACAGACAUGAACGAUCUGGAGCGUCAGAAAAAUGAAGAAAAUAGUUUGAAAGUCACCGAAAUAACAAAUCGUUUAGCAACAGGUUUCUUACGAUUAGCGGAUGUUCUGGACGAUCAUCUUAAAGUGAGCAGGGAAUGUGUUUUGACUGCCUUUAGUUUACAACCAAACGAACUAACUAUACAAAGGGUUAUAAUGUUAGCAAAACGCAGCGGUUACGAAGUUUUAGAUACCGGACAAAAAUGGAAAUGUAAAUUGCAUCCUCCUGCCAAAGAUACUGACGAAGUAUUGUGGCAAUGUGGCGAAUGUGGCGAAUAUAUGAGUAAAAUUGAAUUCCCUUCUGCUUUAAAUACCGAUACCGCUUUAUGUGAAGCGUUAGUUUCGGAAGAAUUAGGCCUUAGUUCCCAGCUUUGUGACGAUUUAGCUGUCGUUAUUGCAGGUCCUAGAUAUCAGUUCUUAAGCUGGCGACUAGAGUGGGCUGAUUUGAACAAUUUAUGUAUUUUGUACCUGAACGACCCUGACCGCACCAAAAACUUAGUGAAAGAAUUGAAAUUUGUUCAAAUCGAUUACUCCAUGUUUACUCAUAUAAAGAAAGAACCUGAAGACGACGAACUUGCGGGCAUCGAAAGGGGUUACGAGAUGUACUUGCAGGACGAAGAAGACGAUGAAAUAGGUAGCAGUGAAGAUUCUGCUUCAUUAGAUUCCCGAUGUAAUGGCCUAGGAAGCGACGGUACUGGGGAAAGUCCGAUAAGAUUGCUUCCGUUUCUACCUUCUACAUCCAAACAGUCGGAUCCUAACGUUCUUAAAAGUUUAAGAAUGUUCAGACCUACUUUAAAGCGAACUAAAGAAAAUUGUAGUACUAGUGACAUUUCAUCUAAUAAGGUAUUCAUGGGAAGUGAAAACAACAGCAACACGCUGCCAUCCAGAGUGCACACCAUUUCAUCAAAUCUCUUUAACAAUACAAACAGCUUUGAAUGUUUAUCAAAUGCGUUUUUUAAAGAGCGGAAUUAUACCGACAGUAUUAGUGCUUUAAACCAAAACAAUUUCUCGCCAAGUACAAGUCAGUACACGAUUCCUUACAAUAACGUAUCUGAAGGAAACGCGAUGACCAUGGAUAGUGGUAACGUGAAUUCUUUAAAUGAUCAUGGCAUUAGUCUUAAUAAAAUGAAGAAAGACGAGGACACACGUAGUACAAAUGAACAAUUUACUGAUAAUUAUAAAAUUCAUUUGCUCUCAUCAAGAACAAUAGGCGAUAAAAUUCAUGAGAAUAUAAGACUGACUUCGUCUGUGGUUGAAUCUUCUCGAAAAAGAAGUCGAAGUUGCUCCGAAGUUUAUGAACCGAAUUCACCUGCUAAUACUGAUGUUCAUUUUUCAGAUAAAAUUCCAAAAAACUUUUAUUCUGACGACUCCUUUCAAAGUAAAGAAAUAGGAAGCAAAAUUACAAGCGAAUUGCAACAGAACACGUCAAAGUUGAAUGGAAAUGCUUUAUCUACAUCAGUACUCGAACAUAAUGCUAUUGAUAAGGGGAAGUUACAGACUUUGUCAGAUUCGUGUACUCUAAAAUCAGUGCAAAACUUUGAAACUUUUUGCAGCACACAUUGUAAAUACAUAAAGAUCGAUAAGCAGAGUGAUGAAGUUGAUAAUGUUAACAAUGCAAACUGUUUAUUAGUAAAAUUUCCAUUAAAAGAAGUUAAAGUUGUCUUAGAUCGUAUACUAGUUCCAAAUUCGAAGCUGAAUAGCAUUGAACUAACAUCGUCUUCUUCAACUUACACCAGAAGAAAAAUGAUUAAAUUGCAGGGAAAUUUUAAAAAUUCUUGUGUAAAGCAAUUUUCUGGAAAAGAAGAGAAGGAUCCACGAAGUUGCUUACUAAACGUUGACUCUACAGCUUGUCUAAAUGGGAAUACUGUUAAAAUUCCUAAUCCAAUGAGAAAUAAUCUUAACCCUUUAGUUCUACUUCAGAGAAUCCAAUCCAUAGACAAUACAGUAAAUAAGAUGACUGAUGAGAGUAAUACUGCUAACAAAAGGUCGGAUUCAAAAUUUCAUUCGGAAACUAUAAAAAAUCCAAACAUACAAGAAGUUAAUUUAAAAAAAAGCUGGAAAAAUCCAAAUUUCGAGGAGUUGACAAAAAAUGAGAAUAAUGCAGAGAGAAAAGAAAACAUAGAAGAUGUAGAAAAUAUAACGCAUAACAUAUCAGAAGUCAAAAAUAUACAUAGAAAGGAUGCUUUAAUAACAGACAAAAUAAAAAAGGUAAUCACUGAAAAUCAAAAACCAAAAACUUUCGGUAACUUGUACGAAAACACAAACAAAUCCAGUAAGGUGAGUGGCAAUAGCUUAGAGAAGUUAUCUGUAAGAAGGGAAGACCGUAAAUUAAACGACUUUAAAUUGGCAAAUUCCGUAGAUCAGAAUAAGAACAAAAUGAUAGCUGCAGACGUUCAUAUUACUUCAAAAAAUGAAAAACCAAUCUCUCAGUCGACGGUUCGGUGGCUAGUGAAUCCUAAAACCACACAAAAUUCAAAUCAUGUCGAUAAUACCUAUAAAAAAUACAUCAAGAAAGAACAUAGAGGGAGAGAGAAAUUUAAAAAUCAAAGUGAACAUGACGACAGCCCUAUAAACACUCGAUACACUAAUUUGUUGAAACAUUUAAAAGAGCAAGUGGCUGUUUUAUCUGAUAGAUCUUCGAACAAGGAAAAUGAGAAAUGCACCAAUGUUAAAAUGGUGGAGAAUGAUUGUAACGAAAUAAAGUUAGCUGUUAAAACGGAUUUUAUCGAAGAAUCGUCUUUGUUUAAUUCUGAAAAUAGAAAUCGUAUGCGUCGAAAUAGGUCGAAGUCGUUUUGUCAUGAAAAACUAUUUCCUAGAAUCAAACUAAAACGUCCUAAUUCUGUAUGUGGAGAAGAAUCGUUUUAUUGUGGUAAAACAAUAUUAAAACCACAAAUUACCAUUAGUAGCAACAAAAUCAAUUCGAACGUUAGUAAUACCGAAGAUUCUAUUAAAAAAGAGCAAACAUCUACAGAAAUUUUUGAACACACCAUUCAGAAAGAAUCUGCAAAUCUCAUAUUAGUGAACCCCUCGGAAAAUAAUAUUGAUUAUCAUUCUUUUAAUAAUCCUACACCUUUUUCCACUUCGAACUUCGAAUGUGAUCAGCAGGAUUGUAAUAGAAGGCGUUCUCAUAGUACUGUAGGUAAUGACUUAUUUACGGAUUUCGAGUACAGCGAUCUGAAGAUGGAAGACUUGAUAAAAUUUAACACUAAGCAAUUGAAAAUUGAAAGUUGUGAGACUGUAAUAAACAGUAUUGCUUUAAACGAAGCAGAUAAGGACAUCUUAAACGAAUUCAAGGAGAAUAAUAUGACUAAAAAGGAUUCUUAUACGUUAAAUAAAAUAACAUCCGAGUGCAAGAAAGAGUUCUCGUUGCAUCGAGAUGUUGAUAAUGGAGUUGUAUUAACGCACAAAAGAAAAAAUUGCGACAAUGAAGAUGAAAAAGAAAAAGGCGGAAACAGAAAGAAGAUAGCGAAACAAAACUCAAGUGAAGAACUAAGUAACGUAAACUCCGUGCUGUCUGGCGUACCAGGCUUGAAUGAUUUAGAAAUGAUUCAGCCGCAAUAUACCAACUCGUUAAUUCAGGUCGUUCAAGUGAGUGAUCCCAGUAUUUCUACAGCACCCACUCAAAACUCCUUAACAAGUACUCAAAUUACUCCACAUAUUCAGCGUGUCGGACAACCGAGAGCAGAUAAACCAGACAAUAAUAAUUCCAAUGCACCCGUUAAUUCUUCGAGUGUAAUCACCUCUCUGACCACUUCAGCUCCCAUAAAAAGUUCCGUUUCAGAAGCCAAUCCGACUAUUAUAAAUAUUUUACAAAAUCAAGUCCGUUCUUCUAAUGCAAAUCAAACCAUUCGACCUAUUCAAAUGGGUCCGGUACUUCGACCGGCUGGCAUAAUUACUACACAUUCCAUCCAAAGAAACAGGACUGCUCCUCCCGUUAUCAACAUUUUACCUCAGCAGAUUAUUCGACCUGCCACAAUAGUUUCUUGUUCGUCACGAGCGGCAUCCGCAACGUCUAAUAACGAAACUCAGAUUAACGAAGUACAUCAGGUAGUCUCGAGCCGUCAUGAAGAUGUUUCUCAGCUUGUGACUGCCGGAAGGCUUACGUCAGCCACUGCAUUGAAGACGGUCGUCGGUGCGUCCGCUGAGCAAAGUCGAAUCGUACAAUUUAUUUGUAAAUCAUCUGACGGCAAAAUAAUUCCCGUUACUUCGUUAACUCCAAAUAAAAUAGUUAAAGUUGCUGUAACACAGCCGGUGUCUUCCUCAACACCUAACGAUGCCAAUAUAAGCAGUCCCAGUUUAGACAGUACGUUUACGAAACUGAUACAACCGAUUAAAACAAACUCUAUCACAACGGAGUCGUCGGAAGCUCUACCAAAAUUUCAGCAGGCAUUUGGAAAGUCAUACCAAGGAAAUUUAGAAGCUGUUCAGAUACUAACAACACCUGAUAAUGAAAACAACAAUAAUGGCAAUAGUGUCAGUAACGAGAUAAAAAUUGAAAAACGUACAUUAUUGGAAACAGAUAAAGUCGUGAAUAGCGCAUUGAACAAAUCUCACGCUAAAACUACUCUGCUACCAAAUUUACAGCAUAUUCAAGGAAGUGUUAUAUACAGUCACCAAGGAGUUGGUCAAACAAUAAACUUGAUACCGCCGGGGAAAGGUCAAGUAAUUCGAAUCGCAGCUUCUAAUUCUGACCAAGUAUCAUUGGUUAAAGAUUCGAUAAUCCAUAACAAAAUGAGUGCCCUUUUGGCGGCAGCUUUGCAGGGAAGGCAGCAGCAGCAGCCACAACAGCUGCAACCGAACACUAGUAAUUCUACGGAAGCCGACAGCAGUUCAGAAGACUCAUUGCCACAAUCACCAAUAACGACAACAAUAAAAGUUACGCCACAGAGGCAAACUUUAGUUUCUAACGCGCGCAUUGUAAAACCUCUGGUUCACGUUUCUUCUAAUGUUAUCCGUAGUACUAGUAAUUCUCAAAGUAAUUUAAGUUCUACUACUCUAGAACAAUUACGCGAAUUUGACAUGGUAUACAAGCAAGUUAAAGAACGAAGUAACACAACUUGUGUUCCAGAAGUAUCCGUACAGAACGAAAGUAUCGAAUCGUCUCCGCCGCAAAUAAGUGUAACGUAUCUAAAUCAAAAUCAGAAAUUAAGUUGUGCGCCUGUAGUUGUAGUUAGCAACUACUGCACUGUACAAUCGGCUAUUUCUCCAGCAUUGAGUGUUUCGUCACAAGGGAGGGCCAGUCCGUGUGUAACCUCUUCACCUAGUGCAAAUUUUAAAGGGAACUCUAAAAGCUCCAGGUCAAAAAGUGUAAAGGCAGUUACCACGCACACAUCAAAGGCUUCUCCGAUACCCAAACCUCAACAAAAACCGCAAGAAGAUGAACAUACAGCUCAGAGAAUUUUUGACAUUUUAGCCGAAUAUGCCGAGCAACUUCGAAAUUCUCCAGAUUUAAAUAAUAAACCUGCUCCGAGAAGACGUUCAAAUCCUCCAACUAAUCCAAGUCAAAACACGAAACGAAAGAAAAAUUCGGGAACAAAGAAAGUCGGUGUUCAAGGUGGUAGCAGUAAUAGCAUUAUAACGUCUGAUACCGAAGUAGACGAUUCCAGAACUGUAGGUAGUGAAGACAGUUCGUGUGGUGUUGUACAGGUAGCAUUGCAAGAUGAAGAUCCUUCUUUGGCAAAUCCAAUUUCUUCAGAAAAUCUAGAACCAUCAUCAUCUACAAAUCCAAAACAGCAGCUAAUAUUAACGGAGGCAAACAGUCACACAAGAAACUUAAUAUUAACCGAUUCUAGUGUAGGAGAAGCCUUUAAAAUGUCUAAUACUGCAGUAUUAAUGCCUGGAAAUUAUAUAAUGCCUGUUUCCAUGGUGAAAAGUGGUCAGCAGAUUAGAGUUGUUUCUGGAAGCAGCAAAAUAUUAGCAGCAGUUCCCAAUAGAUCGGGCUCUAACAUGUUGCUUUUUCAGAGUUUUUUGAAUCAGUCGCGUAAAACAAAUAUUUCGUCAGUAAAAUACUCCGCUGUUCAACCUGUUAGCACUGGAAUUCCGUCUCAAGCUCAAUCGUCUAUUAUAUUACCGCCGACAACUCCAAAUUUGGCAUCCUUUACCAUAGGGCAAUCAGUUACUGUUAAAAAGGCAAAUGAAUCGGAGCGACUUGAUGUAAAUAACUUUAACGGAGAGGUUUUUUUGGCUAUUUCUAAUCCGAGGGAUAAUAAUGCGUUAAAUGCUUCCGAAAAUCCUGUCUCAUCUGAUAAAAUAAGUAGUUUCGCGUCAGUGGUAAAUAAUUGUAGAGAAAUUAAGGAGGAAAAGAAUUGUGAAAUAUCUCAAAUAACUUCAUUAACAACGUGUACAACAUCGAAAGCAGAUUCUAAUUGUGGCAAUACGACGACGACGCAGUCAGAUGUUAAGAGAAAUGACGAUGAAAAAGGUAAUAAAAGGAAGGAGAGGGUUCAGUCGGUGUUAGUAGCUCCUGGGUGUGUUACUAGUCCUAUGUUAUGUCAGAAUACGCCGAAUUAUACAAAACGCACUCGAGCACCGAACAUGGCUGUCAGUUCAACAAAAGAGGACUUUGUGUCGUCAGAAAGAAAGGUCAAAGAGGUGCUAAAACAAGUGGGUAUUCAGUCGUAUCAAAAUAAAAAUAAAAAGUCGCAAGGUGGAGUUCAACAUUUAGAUCGUGAACUUCAUCAGUUAUCUUUACAACGUAAACAAGCUGCACUGGAAAGAGAAUUGCGUUUACAAAAGUCUCUUUCUGAAGAGUGCGAAGAUUUAGGAGUUGACGAACCAAGUACGAGCGAAUUAUUUCCAGAAGCCGAUAUUUAUUUCGAUUCGAAUAAUUCUCCAUCAUUCGACCAGUCUUCCCAAGAAAUUAAAAAAACUAAUCAGUCUCUGUCUCAGCACACACAAAUCACCACGAAGAGCGAAACAAAGCCAAAUAUUAGUUUGUUCGAAGACGAUGACAAUUCAGACUCGUUCAGAAGCGACUUUUUAUUCGACGAUCCUGUGGGUUAUCGGAAUACAGAAAUGGAAUUGGAAUAUGACCGACGCCAUGGGCUUACGAACGGCCAGAAUAAUAUAUGCGGUAGUAAAAAAGAAGAAACGAUUAACGAGGAUUCAACUUUACUCCAAAAUUGUGGCUCUAUAACUGACGUAACUAUUCUGCCUCCCGUUAUACCCGAAUCUUGUGACGACCCUCAUGCCGCAAUUCCUAUGAAUAAAUGCAAAUACAAAUAUAGUAAUCGAAGGAAAGGAGGCGAUCGUGCAAAUAGUGGUGUAAGUGUAGAGAAUUGGUCAGUAGAAACGUCAAAUGCCGAAAACAAAGUAGAUUUAAAUAAAACAAACACUUAUAGACAAAGUCCUGGUGCACAUCAAACCGACGAAGAACAGAACGAUGGCGGUUUGAAAUUGGUGAAAAUCGAAAGAGGCGAGUUGGUUAAAGAUCAAGCUGAUUAUGUGGAAGUUUGCAGUGAAGAGGACGAGGAGGUGGGUGGUUGUGGUGGUAGUGUUAGUGGGCGCGGUGCGAGGCGAAGCGUGAAGAAACUUUGUUCCUGUUGCAACGGGCCCCAAGACGGUGGCAACACGAUUUUACGUAAAAGACCGGCGUCGAGACCUCAUACGCCAGCAUUGAACAAAAAGUCUCUCGUUAAUAAGAAGAGAUAGUGUUGGUAUGUAAGUGUAUAUAAUCAAUCAGUACAGUUUCUAGAUGCAAAUUGUUAGAUAGAUAUGAUUCAUCUUGUUGACUCUAGUCAUGCCGAAAAGUGUGCCCACACUCUAGUACAAAUAUUCCAAGUUCAGACGAUAAUUAUCGUAUUAACCGGUCUCCAGCAUUUGACUUCGAACAUUUGUAUAAGUAAUUAUAAAAAAAAUAUAUAAAUAAUAUACAUAUAUAAUAUAUAAAUAAAUAUAUAAAUACAAAUUAAUUGAAUAGUACAUAUUAUUAAAAGUUUUGAAAAAAUUUAGAACUGAACUAUUAACUUUAACUAUUGUACAUUUCUCUUUUUUAAUGUAAGUUAUUGAUUAAUUACUAUAUGAUGAACGCGUAAUACAGUUUUGUCGUUGUAUAUAGUACAUACCUCAUACUUGUAAUUUGUAAUACAUAUUUCCUUAUUUAAUACUAGGUAUCGGAUAAGUGCCGAACUGUCGUUUCUACAUUAAUGCAGUAUUGAACAAGAACGCAAUAAUAAAUAAUAUAUGUGUAUUUCUUCA